Messenger RNA from Drosophila yakuba, 2381 nucleotides. RefSeq names its product allatostatin-A receptor (gene AstA-R2). The record is from RefSeq and is a predicted model, not a curated record. Gene Ontology annotation, biological process: neuropeptide signaling pathway. The coding region runs from base 756 to 1808 and encodes 350 amino acids. Gene Ontology annotation, molecular function: neuropeptide Y receptor activity. Lineage: Eukaryota; Metazoa; Arthropoda; Insecta; Diptera; Drosophilidae. The transcript is spliced from 5 exons. Gene Ontology annotation, cellular component: membrane.
GCGCUGGAUACGGACGCGAGCAGUGUGGACUUUCAAAUUGGCCAAAAAUACUAGUAUAAAAUCGAAAAUAUAUAGCAUUCGGCGGCGUAACAAUCGGUAGCAACAAUAGGAACGUUGUUUUUUGGCCCCAAAAUUUAUGCCGUUCGUUUGUCAAUAAAGAAAAAAAGCAAACGAGAAAUGUAAACAGAAACGAAGCGAAAGCAAAGGAAGACAUCAUAUUGAAUUUAUGGUGUAGGUGCAGCAACGUGGUCCUCGAACCUAAGGACACCUCGUUGUCCUUGUCGUCAGGGUGUGACUCGGCACAGUUUGGUUGUGGUGUCGGUGCCGUUUUGCACGUGCCCUCACCUUUGAACUCACUCACUCUCUUGAGUGUGAGAUCCUUGUGUGCUGUCCUUUAUUGUUGUCUUACCUGUGCUACCCACCUACAAUUACCGUUAUCGGGCAAGGAGCAAAUUGCUUUUGCUACCCGCCACGUUGCGAACAAUUCCGGUCCGAUUCGAUACCACACCCCACACGCCGUAUGGGGAACGUAUUUGAGGUCUCCGGAGCUCAACGGUCGUAGUAUUGCGCAUGAUAAUUGAAUUUUUGUGGCGGCUGCUUUGUGAAACUCUCCUAAUUGGAAAUUUCUUAUUUGCGUUCGAUGAACUGUGAGCGGAAAAGAGCCCAAAAUUGAAAAUGUCCCGUGACAAUCAAGCGAAAUCGCCAAUAGCCCGCACAAAGUGAUCCGGAAAGUUGUGAACUAAAGCUGUGAAAACAUGGAGAACACUACACUGCUGGCUAAUAUUAGCCUAAAUGCAACCAGAAAUGAGGAGAACAUCACCUCAUUCUUCACCGACGAAGAGUGGCUGGCCAUCAAUGGGACAUUGCCGUGGAUAGUGGGCUUCUUCUUCGGCGUCAUUGCCAUCACGGGAUUCUUCGGCAACCUACUGGUCAUCCUGGUGGUGGUCUUCAACAACAACAUGCGCUCCACCACCAACCUGAUGAUUGUGAAUCUGGCUGCCGCUGAUCUGAUGUUCGUAAUCCUCUGCAUUCCCUUCACGGCCACCGACUACAUGGUGUACUACUGGCCAUAUGGAAGGUUCUGGUGCCGCAGUGUCCAGUACCUGAUUGUGGUGACCGCCUUCGCCUCCAUCUACACGCUGGUGCUGAUGUCCAUCGAUCGCUUCCUGGCGGUGGUCCAUCCCAUUCGCUCGCGGAUGAUGCGAACGGAGAACAUCACCCUGAUUGCCAUCGUAACGCUGUGGAUCGUGGUGCUGGUGGUUUCGGUGCCAGUUGCCUUCACCCAUGACGUGGUGGUGGACUACGAUGCAAAGAAGAACAUCACCUACGGCAUGUGCACCUUCACGACAAACGACUUUCUCAGUCCGCGCACCUACCAGGUCACCUUCUUCAUCACCUCGUACCUGCUGCCCCUGAUGAUCAUCAGCGGGCUCUACAUGCGCAUGAUCAUGCGGCUCUGGCGCCAGGGAACCGGCGUCCGCAUGUCCAAGGAGUCGCAGCGCGGACGCAAGCGGGUCACCCGCCUCGUUGUCGUGGUGGUCAUCGCAUUCGCCUCGCUCUGGCUGCCCGUCCAGCUCAUCCUGCUGCUCAAGUCACUGGACGUCAUCGAGACGAACACCCUCACCAAGCUCGUCAUCCAGGUCACCGCCCAGACUCUGGCCUACAGCAGCUCGUGCAUCAAUCCGCUGCUCUACGCCUUCCUCUCCGAGAAUUUCCGGAAGGCCUUCUACAAGGGCUUGCAAUCCAAUAGACUUGGUAUGAGGACAUCGACGCACCAGGAUGUGAGUUCUGAGAAAACUACCUAUUAACAUAACUGCCGUUAACUGCUCGUCUCGAUACCAGAACUACACAUCUGAUUUGCCGCCGCCGCGCAAGACGUCCUGUGCCAGGACCUCCACCACUGGACUCUAAGGUUGACUCUCAAGAGAUAUCAGGGAAAGGAGCGAAACUUUGAGGACACAAGUGGACAAAUACACGGGACCAAUUCAUCAAUGGACUGCAAGCGAGCGCUGCAUUGGAGUAUUGCUCUUCGAAUGACUAGAUAUAAGAUAUGAGGACUUUGUAAAUAUUAAAUUAGAUUAAUUGAAUUCAAUGUCUAUAUCGUGUGUGUAUUUUUAGGCUACUUAUUUAUCUCUUAGACGAUAUUAUAAUAAAAAUAAUAAUAUCUUUUAAAAUAGGCAGUGUAUACAGGCUGCAAUGAUUACCGAAGAUUAUCAUUUUUGGCAGUAGAUUUCCCUGAAUUAUUUUUAAUGUUUUAUAUGUAAUGCUAAUCGGAAUGCAAUGUGCUACAUGCUCCCUUGGUGUAAGCCAUAUUGUUGGCCAUGUUAUCACAGUUUGUUAUUUGCGUAAACCGUUAAACAAUUAAAUAAUACAACUACAAA